This is a messenger RNA of Sardina pilchardus (European sardine), 1992 nucleotides long. Its product is annotated as transmembrane protein 47-like. NCBI's taxonomy places the organism in Eukaryota, Metazoa, Chordata, Actinopteri, Clupeiformes, Clupeidae. Gene Ontology annotation, cellular component: membrane; cell-cell junction. Gene Ontology annotation, biological process: cell-cell adhesion. The transcript has 3 exons. Bases 152 to 670 code for a protein of 172 amino acids. The record is from RefSeq and is a predicted model, not a curated record.
GUGGUCUACAGUAGCGUAGGUCCCCGUCGAUGAACUCCGUAGUCUACUCCGAACUUUCACACGAGAGGGUACCAUCAGACGGUCCGCCGCUACGUUUUCUUCAGUUGCACACUUUCUGCGUCCAGAACCCAAGCCAACCUAUUAUGAAAACAUGUCGGUGAAUGAAGUGUACGUGUUUCGACCGUUUAAGCUGAUCGCUUUACUUUGUGUGUUCCUCGCACUGUGUUUAGAUAUUGUAGCACUUUUGAGCCCAGCUUGGGUUACAGCGGAUCGCUACUCUCUGUCGCUAUGGGAGGCUUGCAGUGAAACAUCGACGAGCUGGGACUGUACUUCCACACUCAAGUCCGACUGGCAGAUCGCCACACUGGUGCUGCUGCUGGCCGGUGCAGCCGUCACUCUGGUGGCCUUCCUCAUCGCCCUCAUCUCCCUCUGCAAGGGCACGCACAGGAAGCACUACCGCACGGUCGCCGUGUUCCUCUUCACGGCAGUGGUCCUUCAGGCCUGUGCCCUGGUCCUCUACCCAAUCAAAUUCAUCGACGGCACGGUGCUGCAGACCUACCACGAGUUUAACUGGGGCUAUGGCCUCGGCUGGGGCGCCACCAUCUUCAUGCUGGGGGGCGGGAUUCUGUUCUGCCUGCGAACAGAUAUGUACGAGGAUGCCAUGUACUGAGUCCUUCCCUGUCUCACGCAUAUGUACACACUACACACAGGCGGCACACACACACACACACACACACACACACACACACACACACACACACGCACACACACACAUACACUCAUGCAUACAAGCACAGAUCCAAAGCAUAGUGUACACAUGCCACAUAUAGUGCAUAGCUCACAUAACAGCUUCUUACAUUGCACCCUCAGACAUAUAUAUGCUGGCUAAGGCAAGAUGUGCACUGUUAAAGGGUGGCCCAGAGCAGAUGUAGAAUUGACACACACACACACACACACACACACACCACACACAUACACACACACAGGCUAAAAUUAAAAACAUUUGUAUGAAGAAAGAAGGUAUAGUUUUACUACACACAUACACAAACAGACAGACACACACAGAGACACACACAGACACACACGCACAUACAUACACACAAGGGCUCUGUAUUUAUAGACAGAGUGAGCGGGCCCGUACCCAGGCUGGUUGGCUGGCAGACUGACUGCUGGAGGUAUGAAGUAUGGGGAACAGCUGUGUGGGGAGGACUGGGGCUACUCGCUGCUCGGCCCGCCGGAAGAGCUCCAUCCUUGGAGAGGGCACGCUGGUGCCGCGGCCACGCCACACAGGCCUGAGAUGGGCAUCCCUCCCUCCCUCCCUCCCUUUCUCUCCCUCUUUCUCUCUUCUCUCUCUCUUCUCUCUCUCCUCUGUCUCCUUUCUCUCUGUCUCUCUCUCUCUCUCUCUCUCUCUUCUCUCUCUCUUUUCUCUCUCCUUUCUCUCUCUCUCUCUCUCUUUUCUAUCUCCCUUCUCUCUCUCUCUCCCUCUCUCUCUCUUUAUGUAUAUAUAGUAUAUAUAUAUAUAAUCUGGCUCCAGCUUCUUCACUCUAUCACUCUGUUCUUUCUUUCCUCUUUAAUUUCCAUUCAUCCCUUCAUCCUAUCAUCUGUCCUCACCCCCCCCCCCCCCCCCAUGCAGUCUCUCUCAUCCAGCGUGCAGUGCUUCAGUGCUUCAGCCCUUCCUCUACAGUGAAUCCCAUGGAUCUCCAAACUGACACCAAUGCGAGGAAAACGAAAUCUCGGAAGUUGCAGAUUGUCGGUUGCUUUCUUUUUUUUUAAGAAAAAGAAGAGUAAAAGUACAUAUAUUAUUCCUUUUUGUAUAUGAACUUUCUUGUGUUGCAUUUUAUGAUACAGGACAUAUCAUAUUGUUCAAGUGUUCAUAGCAUACAGAUGUAUUCUCUAAUAGGAAGAUAAAGUAUAUUUUAUGUUUUUGUCGUUUGAUUAUUGCAGUUUUUUUUUCUUGGGAUAGGGCACAGAAAAACUCUUGCAGAGUUUCUU